AAUAUGAUCCUAUUACUAUGUUGCAACAUAUUUCUGUUGAUUUCAAACAACCACAACAGAAUAGAGUUUUUGCUGAUUCCUCUCACCCUUAGUCUUCCAUAAAAUAUGGCAUAAAUUAGUACAUAUUGUUAAUUAAAACUAAAUACUCUUGAACAUUUCUCUCAACUCUAGACGCAGCCUUCCGUCCCAUUCCCUCCCCCCUUCCGCCUCUCCGCCGCUUCCUCUGGUACAGCCGUACCCCUCCCGCCUCGCGCCGAUCGCCUCUAUUCUCUUCACGCUGUCAACUUUGUUGAUGCGUCCUCUGGUACUGGUCGCUUCUUCGCUCUUCUCCGACGCUCUCUCUAGUCCUCGUCGCUGCGUCUGCUGGUCCAGUCCUUCAGCCAUCCACUGCUUCUCCUAGUCCUAAGUUACGCCGCUGCUGUCCUCGUCACUCUAGUCUACGUCCUCGGUCACCGCAGAGUCAACACAAGGCCUCAUUCCCUACUGGCCUAGCUCUUGUGUAACCAAUCUCAAUCAUGGCAGCAUUAGCACCCGCUGUUUCUCAGCUCUCAUACUUCUCUUCAUUCAACUGCAACUUACAUCUCUAUCGUCAAUCAUCUCUCCUUUCUACCCGCAUCAAGUUAUCAAUUGCUAGGAGUCUUGAAGGAGAUCGAGGAACAGAAAGUUCCCAUUCAGAGAUCAAAACUAGGCUUAGUUAUGCAGCUGAUGAAUCAAAACCAUACGUGGAAGGGCCAGCAAAACCUCAUGAUUUAGAAGAAAAAGGAAUUACUGAUCCAGGAAAGGCAUAUGGAGCAGCAAAGAUCCAUGACUUCUGUUUUGGGAUCCCUUAUGGUGGUCUUGUUCUAAGUGGUGGCCUUCUUGGGUUUGUAUUUUCUAGAAAUCCUACAACCCUAAGCACAGGUGUUUUGUUUGGCGGUGCUUUGCUAGCCCUUAGCGUCUUCAGCUUGAAGAUAUGGAGGCAAGGAAAGUCUAGUGUGCCAUUUGUGCUAGGGCAAGCUGUACUCUCGGCAGCCCUUUUGUGGAAGAACUUCCAGGCAUAUUCAUUGACAAAGAAGCUGAUUCCCACAGGGUUAAAUGCUGUCAUCAGUGCUGCAAUGUUGUGCUUCUAUUCGUAUGUGAUAAUCUCUGGAGGAAACCCGCCGCCAAAGAAGUUGCGUUCUUCAACUGUUACAUCAUGAUGAAAACUCAAAAAGGCCGGAUUACAAAUUUAAUGAUGGAAUAUUUUGAACUUGAGGAGAAUGAGGCUGCACCUGUUUACUUAGUUCAAAGCUGUAUGAGUUCACCCAAAGUUGGUUUUUUUUUUCCUAGUGAAGUUUGCUUUAGGGUGCAGUAUCUGUUUUUUGUUUUUCCUCCCUCGGGAAUGAUUUUGACAGCAAUAAUGUCACAGUUAGUGGUCUAUUGAGUCUGCUUGAAGUCAUGUUACAGUUACUUCUGAUUGGCACUCAAACAAUGGAAUAGAACUCCUGAAGUAUAUUAUGAAAGGAACUGGGACAAUAAAUGUAGGGAAUUUACAAUUCUCUUGACAUGUGCUUUCACAUUGAAAAUAUGUAGCUAAGGUAAUAGGCUUGCUUUUGUAAUUCAUUUGUUUUAAGUGCCUAUGAUUUGGGUGCACAUAUACUGAAUAUCUUAAUUAUCCUUUUAACUGUUUGGAUGUGUA
Messenger RNA from Manihot esculenta (cassava), 1657 nucleotides. RefSeq names its product protein FATTY ACID EXPORT 1, chloroplastic. The transcript is spliced from 7 exons. NCBI's taxonomy places the organism in Eukaryota, Viridiplantae, Streptophyta, Magnoliopsida, Malpighiales, Euphorbiaceae. The coding region runs from base 516 to 1178 and encodes 220 amino acids. Gene Ontology annotation, cellular component: membrane. The record is from RefSeq and is a predicted model, not a curated record.